Molecule: messenger RNA, 1530 nt
Organism: Trypanosoma conorhini
Lineage: Eukaryota; Euglenozoa; Kinetoplastea; Trypanosomatida; Trypanosomatidae
Product: putative DEAD box RNA helicase
Exons: 1
Coding region: 1-1530 (509 amino acids)
Molecular function (GO): RNA helicase activity; ATP binding; nucleic acid binding
Source: RefSeq, a predicted model, not a curated record
AUGGCCAGGACAAAGGUCCUCAAGCAAAGGCAGCAGGCAGCGGUGUCGUGCGCUCCGCCGGCGCAAAGCAUUGGCUCGGAGCUGCUGGACAACGAGGAGAGCAAAGGUACCUCCUUCAAGUCACUUGGGCUGUGCGAGGAACUCAUCGGCGCCUGUGCGGAGGCGGGUUGGCAAAACCCGACACGCAUCCAGGCCGCAACAAUUCCCCCUGUGAAGGAGGGGCGAGACAUCAUUGGUGUGGCACAAACAGGUAGUGGAAAAACGGGGGCAUACGUCCUUCCUCUUGUGAACUGGCUGCUCACGCAGUCGAAGGUGCCGUAUCUCUCCGUUCUUGUGAUGGUCCCAACCCGUGAGUUGGCGCAGCAGGUGACGGCGCAGUUUUUGAUGCUGGGGCACAGCGUGGGGCUGCGCGUCGCGACGUUGGUUGGAGGGGCCGACAUGGUGGAUCAGGCCUGUGAGCUGAGCAAGCGACCGCACGUUGUCGUCGGCACUCCAGGCCGCAUCAAGGAUCACUUGCACAACACAAAGGGCUUCCAACUCGUCAAGCUUCACGCCCUCGUUUUGGAUGAGGCUGACAAGAUGCUUGACAUGGAUUAUGAAAAGGAGAUUGAUGCAAUUCUGGAGCACUUGCCACACGGUCGCCAGACUUUGCUUUUCUCUGCCACGCUCAACACAAAGAUCGAUCGCCUGCAGAAGGCCUCCUUAAAUGACCCUGUUUUGCUGGAGGUGCAUAGAAAAAACACAACUGUAGACACGCUGAAGCAAUACUAUGUGUUUUGCCCCUUCGCGCAAAUGUUGCCGUAUCUGCACUUGUACCUCACACGUGAAACGGGAAAUCACAUUCUCGUUUUCUGUCGCAGCGCCGCGUUGGUGCACCGCAUCACACUCACCCUUAGGAUUUUGGGGCACCAGGCGCUGCCGCUUAUGGGGCGUAUGGAUCAAGCAAACCGCAACAUUGCUCUGACAAAGUUUAAAGAGGGAAAGGUGCGGAUUCUCGUGGCCACAGAUGUGGCUCAACGUGGACUAGACAUUCCCCACACAGACGUUGUUGUAAACUACGCGCUACCGGAUCGUGUAGAGGAUUACAUUCAUCGUGUGGGACGUACCGCCCGUGCGGGGGCCCAAGGCAAGGCCGUGAAUAUUAUUAGUCAAUAUGACAUUCUGCUGCUACAAAAAGUGGAGGCUUCCACGGGGGUGAAGUGUGAGGAGUGGCCCGUUCAGGAGGGUGACGUGGCGGCGGUGCUACAACGCGUGGAGGAUGCAGAGCAAGAGACGAUUAAGGAGAUCCGAGAGAAUGAGCAGGAGUCUAAGUUCCAAAAAGAGGCGCACCAUUUGGUCACGGCGAAGAAGGGGAAACGGGAGCGCGGGGACAGUGACAUGGGCCACGACGACACAAAGCACGGCACGACGGACUUCGCGACGUUGCGUCUGCGCCGUGAGAAUGAGGCUGUUUUUAAGAUGACCAAAAAGCAGCAGCACAAGUCCCUCUGGGCCAAACGUCGUGAGGCGCAGAAGAAGUCCAAGUCGUAA